This is a messenger RNA of Contarinia nasturtii (swede midge), 591 nucleotides long. RefSeq lists its product as uncharacterized. The record is from RefSeq and is a predicted model, not a curated record. The transcript is spliced from 2 exons. The coding region runs from base 74 to 538 and encodes 154 amino acids. NCBI's taxonomy places the organism in Eukaryota, Metazoa, Arthropoda, Insecta, Diptera, Cecidomyiidae.
AUUUAUAAAUUACACUUAAAAUUCAGUUUAAGUUAAACCAUUGAAACCAAAAUUUAAAGUAUAGACGUGAGGAAUGGGAUCGAAAAAAAGAAAACACGAAGACAUAUCCGAUGAUGAUGAUAUUUUCAACUUGAUACUUUACAAGGAUGAAGAACAUGAGCAUGAUGAUAAAAUGAGAAUAUUCGAUGAAGAUCUAGAGCCAGAAGAUCCAUUGUAUCCUAUCUAUGAUCCAUUGAACAGGCCAAUUAAUAUUGAUGAUAGGCAACUGGAUGUAUUAGGUGCAUUGGGUCUAUAUAAUCCAGCAGUAACGCCAGAUCCAUUGGCGAAUCGACAACCACAGCCACUCGUUGAUUUAAAAAGUAAAAGUAUGAAAAAAUUCUUGGACCUAGAACGUACGAGGAAUCGUAACCAUUUACAUCGAUGUCUCUACGAGGGAUGUGGUCAAAGAUUUAGAAAUAUAACCGAUUUGCGUGAUCAUAUAAGAAGACAUCAAACCAAGAAAUCACGCAAAAUAAAAAAAAUUAAACGAAAAAGAUGAAUAUGAACGGGGAAGUAGAUAGCAAUAAUGAAAUCAAAUUUAAGUUAAUAAAG